This is a messenger RNA of Brachypodium distachyon (stiff brome), 1687 nucleotides long. RefSeq names its product NAC domain-containing protein 67. Gene Ontology annotation, biological process: regulation of DNA-templated transcription. Bases 170 to 1372 code for a protein of 400 amino acids. The record is from RefSeq and is a predicted model, not a curated record. Gene Ontology annotation, molecular function: DNA binding. NCBI's taxonomy places the organism in Eukaryota, Viridiplantae, Streptophyta, Magnoliopsida, Poales, Poaceae. The transcript is spliced from 2 exons.
UGGUCCCAUGGCAGAUGUCACUUCCUUCUUCCCCCGCCUAUAAAUCCAGCCCCCAAUCCCUUCACUCCAAAAUUUCAAGCCUCCCUUUCUUCUUCCUCCUCCUCCCAUCAACACAAUCAAGCAGCAACAGCACCCAUCUUCUCCUUCUUCUUCUUCUCCAUUACCGGCCAUGGCGCCGCCGCCGCCGACGACCGCCGCCGCCAUGCCAGCUCUCCCGCCAGGCUUCCGGUUCCACCCGACAGACGCAGAGCUCAUAACGCACUACCUAGCCAACCAAUCCUCCUCCAGCCCCAUCCCGGCGCCGAUCAUCGCCGAGGUCAACAUCUACCGGUCCAACCCCUGGGAGCUCCCGGCCAAGGCCCUCUUCGGCGCCCGCGACGGCGAGUGGUUCUUCUUCAGCCCCAGGGACCGCAAGUACCCCAACGGCGCCCGCCCCAACCGCGCCGCCGGGGAUGGCUACUGGAAGGCCACCGGCACCGACAAGCCCAUCGUCGCCUCCGACUCUGCUUCCGCCAUUGUUGGCGUCAAGAAGGCUCUCGUGUUUUACCGCGGGAAGCCGCCCAGAGGGGUUAAGACUGACUGGAUCAUGCAUGAGUACAGGCUCGCUUCUUCUUCUGCCAAUGGCGCCUGCAAGCGCCGAUCUUCUGCUGGAUCUGCCUCCUCCAUGAGGCUGGAUGAUUGGGUGCUGUGUAGGAUCCACAAGAAGAACAGCAACGGCAGCACUAACUUGCACAACUUCUCUUCUUCUUCUGAACAUGAACACGAGCAGGAGGAGAGCUCAACCGUGGAAGAAUCCUCCAUGAACAACACCAACAUGAAGAACAACGCCGUGGCAUCGCCAAAGUCGGAAGCUUUCGACGGCGGCAACGACGAAGAGCUUCAGGAGCUCCGGCCCAUGGCGAUCGCCAAGUCCUGCUCCAUCACCGACCUCCUCAACACCGUCGACUACGCCUCCCUCUCCCAUCUCCUCCUCGACGGCGCCGCGGACACAGCGGCUUACCAUGACCAGCUGCCCGCGCCGGAGGAGAGCCCCCUGAUCUAUACGCCGCCUAAUCCAUGGCAAACACUGAACAACUGUAGUAACAAUAACAACAGCAGCAGCUUAAGCUACCUGAACGAUGACGCCAUUGCCGUGCCACAGCUAGCUGAGCAGCAUGAUCAGUACUACUACUCCUCUAAUGGCGAUCAGUACGUUAAUGGUGGUACUGUGAAGAGGAAGAGAUCCAGCGGCGGCGGCUACUGCAACCAGCUGCAGCACCAGGUUUCAGAUGAUCAUCUGCUGGCUGGUAACAGCUCCAGCAGUGGUGGAUUUCAGUACAGCGGCAUGCUGAUGCACCCGUUCCUGAUGAACAGCCACCAGCUGCAGAUGUGAAUUUGCUGACACUGCAGUGCGAGCUCCAUUAAACUCUCAAGUUCCUGUAGGAUUGGAUCUAGAUCGAGGUGAAAUUAAGAAGCUGGAGAUAUGAAUGGGUGUGGCGGAUUUUAAUUGGCCGGCGGCAGGAUUAAUUUCCUGCAGACCUGCUACCUGUCGAUCACAUAUUCAGAAUUCAGAUGCAUGCGCUGGGAAAAUUCAGAUGAAAUGUUUCUUCGUUUAGUCUACUACUACGUUAAGAAUGUAAAUUAAUUAUGGGUAUUUGUCUGCAAAUAAAUGGGUGCCAAAGGUUAAUAUAUAUACUGAUCCUCAACA